Messenger RNA from Ramularia collo-cygni, 1290 nucleotides. RefSeq lists its product as uncharacterized. The transcript has 5 exons. NCBI's taxonomy places the organism in Eukaryota, Fungi, Ascomycota, Dothideomycetes, Mycosphaerellales, Mycosphaerellaceae. Bases 1 to 1290 code for a protein of 429 amino acids. The record is from RefSeq and is a predicted model, not a curated record.
AUGUCGUCUCCAAGUCUUGGUAGAGCAGCAAUAUGGAUUGCCGCAGGGGUAGGAUCAUACGCUUUCCUGCUGGGCCUUCUGAUCACGCCUCCGCUCCAGAGAUUUGCACUAUACGCGAAUGCAUUCAACACUUUGUUCUGGGACAAUGUAAAUGAUGGUGAAGCUUUCGGCUUUGCGAAACACCAAGUAACACCAUUCAAUAUUCGAACCCCUGAUGGCGAGACGUUGUACGCUUGGCACAUUUUACCGACGGAUGUAUAUGCCCGCAAUGAGAAAGCGAUCCGGGAAGAAGGUCGACCUGAUGAUCGACCAGUUGAGGACUUUACGAAAACUGUGCCAUUCAACUUGCUGACAUCCAAGGACCCUUCGCCAGCCAGAGUUCUCAUUAGCUUCCAUGGAAAUGCUGGGCAUAUUGCUCAAGGUUGGCGAAAUGAAGCCAAUCGAUUCAUGGCUGCUAAGCCAAACACUCACAUUCUAACCAUCGACUACCGCGGGUUUGGACACUCGACUGGAAGACCUACGGAGGCAGGUUUGAUCUUGGACGGUGUGACCCUGGUUGAGUGGAUUAUGACAGUGGCCGGCAUCCCACCGGAACGCAUAGUCAUAAUGGGUCAAAGUUUGGGGACGGCGGUGUCUAGUGCUGUUGCGUUGCAAUUUGCAGACCCAAAGAACAAUUUGCUUCCGGUUGGAGCCCCUGAACUUCAGCCGCUGCUGUCGGUUUCGCCGAGCAGAUAUCCAGUCACCUUUGCCGGCGUCAUACUCGCAGCACCCUUCAACAGCAUCCCGACGCUACUGUUGACCUAUCGGAUGGGAGGUCUUCUACCUCUUCUCCUCCCCCUUCGGCCCUUCCCUUACAUAUCAAAUCUACUGCUGUCACAAAUGGUCGACAAAUGGGAAACAGCUGAGCGCCUGGCUGCUUACUAUAAGGCUCUGAGAGAUAGCUCUGUAUUGUACAGCAAAGGUCGUACCAUGGGCUCUUUGCAGAUCGUCCACGCUGUAAACGACGCAGACAUUCCCUAUCACCAAACCGGGAUGAUUUGCCGUCGAAUACUUGGCAAACGAGAUUCUCAAAGCGGUCUGGAGACCGACGAAAUUGAUGGCAAAUCUUGUUCCGGUGGUAGCAGCAAAGAGGCCAGUGUGCUAGACGUGGCCCGACCCGGGCUGCCACGGAUCAGAUUCGAGAUUGUGAAGCAUGGAGGGCAUAAUAGAAUCAUCACGUAUAGUCCGGUAGCAGUGGCGGUCGAUCGAGCAUUUGACGACGUCUUCUUUCCAGCAGUCGUUGGUAUUUGA